CGCUCUGUUAAGAAGAUCCUGUGAGUCAUCAACGAGGCAGCAGUUCAUGAUUGGUAGAGACGCGAUCACGUGAGGCAACUGGGACUUUGUUGGCGGAAAUAGCUGGGUGAAUAAUAGCUAAGUAGGAGAGUAUUGAAAGAAGAUUGUUCAGGACAUAUUUUUGAGGCAUGCAGUUCUUUGAACGACUUGUCCAUACUCUGAACAAUGUCACUCACUUGUUCACAAACCCUCAUCGGGUAAAGGAAGUAUCCCUGACAGAAUAUACUUCUCGGAACAUCGUUAAACAAGAAGAUAGGUUAGUCUUGUAUGAAAACAGUUCAGCUCGAUCCUGGGAUUGUCUGCUUAUUCACCCUCAGAAUCAAAGUUCUGCCUUAAGGCUUUUUCAAGUUGACAGUGAACCAAGUGCACGUGAAUAUUUUGAUUUGUAUGCAAAGCAGUUGCGUCCCUUCUAUGAGAGCUAUCAUGAUCCUUUGCCUCUGGAAACUUUGCAACAGCUGACCGACUGUUUGCGAAGUCACCCCAGCUGGUCACUAGCACACAUAGCUGUAGAGUCUGGACUUCUGGGAAGCUUCCGACACAAUCUCAUUCUGAGCUGCAUAAAUAGCAACAGUUCUGACAAUGAAUGCACCCCACUUCACUUAGCCUGCCAAAAAGGUGAUUUUGAAUGUCUGAAGGAGCUGAUGGAGGAGUGCCAUGCCCGUGUUGAUCUUACAGACAGAAAUGGAGAAACUGUCUUCCAUUAUGCUGUUCGAGGGAGCAACCCAAAGAUUAUAGAGCUCCUAGGCAAGAAAGCAACUGUUGCUUUGGACCAUCUGAAUAAUGAGGGGCAGAGUCCAUUGCACCUGGCCUGCCAGCUGGGCAAAGAAGAUGCAGUCUACUCUCUUCUAAAGGUUCAUGCCAAGUGCAAUAACUUGGGAGCUCUGGGCUAUCCCAUCCACAUUGCUAUGAAGCAUUCUCAGAAAAGAUGUGCAGAAAUUCUUCUUGAUAAAGAAAUAAACCAGAUUCAGUUUCUGGAUCCACGAUAUGGUGCUACACCCCUUCAUUGGGCCAAAAUUGCAGAGAUAACCCGGAUGCUUAUUGAGUAUGGCUGUGAAGUGAAUGCCCUCAGUUCAUCAGGAGAAUCAGCCCUUCAUAUUGCUGUGCGACGUGGGCGUUUGGACUGCACAAUGGUGUUGUUGACACACGGAGCCAUGCCAAACACUAAAGAGAAGAAUGGCAACACACCACUUCAUCUGGCCAUGCAGCAAGAUCAUAUAGAAAUGAUCAAGGCCCUUAUUGUGUUUGGAGCAGAUGUGGAUAUCCCCAAUGAUUUAGGGGAGACACCUGGAUUGGUGGCAGCCAGGACAAGCAAAGGUGCCAACCGGAAGGUUCUUUUAGAUCUGCUGAAAGUUAUAGGGAUUGAGCGCUUCCUUCCACCUGGCACAUCUGCCUCAUCAACAUCCACUUCCACCCUCCCAGAAAGAUCAUCAGCCCCACGGAGUUCUGGCUUAGAAUACAUGGACGUCAUCCAUGUUUCAGCAGCUCUUGGCAACUUGCUGAGGAGACCAGAUGUGGUGGAUUCUGCCCCUGAGAAGAGGAGAAACCAGGACCGCCUCCUGAGUCUGGACGGUGGGGGUGUUCGGGGCAUUGUACUCAUCCAGUUUCUCAUCGCUAUAGAGAAAGCUGCAGGGCGUCCCAUCUCAGAGCUCUUUGACUGGGUGGCGGGGACUAGUACAGGGGGAAUUCUGGCUCUGGCUAUUAUACAAGGGAAACCCAUGGACUACAUGCGCUGUGUAUACUUUCGCAUGAAAGAUGAGGUCUUUCGAGGGUCACGGCCCUAUGAAUCAGAGCCUCUUGAAAAUUUCCUGAAAAAGGAGUUUGGAGAACAUACCAAAAUGACAGAUAUCAAGAGUCCCAAAGUCAUGUUGACAGCAACACUAUGUGACCGACAGCCUGCUGAGCUCCAUUUGUUCAGGAAUUACAGUCCGCCAGAAGGAAGAAACAAAUCCCGUUUCAGAAUGAUAGGCUCAUUUCAACCAAUGACCAAGCCAGAAGAUCAACUGGUGUGGCAGGCUGCCCGUUCCAGUGGAGCUGCUCCAACAUAUUUUCGACCCGUAGGACGAUUUCUGGAUGGAGGGCUGCUAGCCAACAACCCCACUUUGGAUGCCAUAACUGAGAUCAAUGAAUAUAACAAGUCUUUAAUCCAGAAAGAACAAGGUGACAAAGUGAGGAAGUUGGGAGUUGUUGUAUCUCUUGGAACUGGCAGAGCACCAAAAGUGCCCGUGAGCUCUGUGGAUGUCUUUCGUCCCUCCAACCCUUGGGAACUGGCCAAGACUGUCUAUGGGGCUAAAGAACUAGGCAGACUGGUGGUGGACUGUUGCACAGAUCCAGAUGGACCAUGUGUUGACCGUGCAGCUGCCUGGUGUGAGAUGAUAGAUGCCCAUUAUUUCAGAUUCAGUCCCUCUUUUGAGACAGACAUAAUGCUGGAUGAAGUGAGCAAUACAAUCCUGGUAAACAUGCUCUGGGAGACUCAGAUCUACAUUUAUCAACAUUGGGAUAAAUUCGAGCAGUUGGUAGAGCAGCUCCUAAUUAAAUAAAGCUUUGUGAAGAUUUUUGGUACAAAUAAUGCCUGCCUUGAGCUGCAGCUUGGAUUAUCAAUGAGAAGUAGCAGAGUCUGCUGGCCAGUGGCUUGCCCCGUUGUCUUCAUACCAGAAAAAUCAAGUAGAAAAAUAUAAGGAUUGCUCCCAUCAAAACAUCCUUCAGCUGUUCUGUAUCCUGUGACUGUCUCCCACCCCACCUCAAUGUGCUGCUACACCAGUAAUCUUAAAGGUUUAGAUCAUUUCACUUUGUUUGUUGAUCAGAAUUGGAUCAUUUCUGCCUGCAAUCUAAGAUUAGUUGUAUGCUAUGAACUAAUUACUUAUACCUUUGUAUCUAAGGUUGUACAUAAGGACUUGAACAAUUGAAAUUGCUCUUUUUUUCCUAUUUACAAGUCAUGUCUUGAGUUUUUUGUUAUAUGGAAGGUGGAGAUUUUUUUUACACAUGAGAAAACCUACCAUUCCCUUUCAACAUUAUUGGUACUAGGCAAACUCCUUUGCUCAUUCUAGACCAAAAACCAUCCUAAAUACUUGUUCCCUUACUUCAGACUCCUUUUUUCUGAAUCUUCCCACCCCCAAAGAAGUCACUUUGCUAUGAGUGGCACUAAAGAAUCCUGGAGGAAUGGAGGACAGGCUUCCUUACAGGAGGCAGGCUUGGACAAUAGUCUUCUCAAACAAAGACAUUUCUGAAUAAGGAUGAAAAAUGUAGGAAUGGGCAGAGAUCAAAUAAGGAGACAUUUGAUUAACAAAGUCAAUAAUUGGGCCCAUGUUUUUAUGGUUGGUUUUUCUGUUUUCUCAUACUCUUUCUUCCUUAUUGCAUUAAUUUUUCUACUUAUGAAUGCUGUAUUUGCUGUUUUGUUUAGGCCAAAAAUUUAAGGUACUACUGUUUAACAAAAAUGCACUGUUUUUCUAAGAUUUAACUGACUUAAUAGGAUGCAUUGGAAUUGUUGAAAAACUGAUGAGGUGAAAGUAACAGGAAAUACUUCACUCUCCCAUUAUUUUCAUAAGUUAUUUCAGAUUCAAAUGAAAAUUAUGUUGACGUUAAAAAGUCCUUUUCCCCCCAAAAGCAAGUAUUAAAUAAAAACACUAUUUUCUGAAA
This is a messenger RNA of Crotalus tigris (Tiger rattlesnake), 3672 nucleotides long. It is a transcript of the gene PLA2G6, whose product is annotated as phospholipase A2 group VI. NCBI's taxonomy places the organism in Eukaryota, Metazoa, Chordata, Lepidosauria, Squamata, Viperidae. The coding region runs from base 168 to 2576 and encodes 802 amino acids. Gene Ontology annotation, cellular component: mitochondrion. The transcript has 17 exons. The record is from RefSeq and is a predicted model, not a curated record. Gene Ontology annotation, molecular function: protein binding. Gene Ontology annotation, biological process: cardiolipin acyl-chain remodeling; positive regulation of ceramide biosynthetic process.